GGUGAGGGCCGCGGGGACGGCGGGGGCGCGGCAGAGACGGUGGGUGCAGGCCACGGGACACGAGGACGGCGGGCCGCGUCCAGGCCGCCCACGGGUUCUCGUCGAGAGCUCUGCGCGCGUGGAGUGAGCGUCCGUCCUCCUGAGCCGUGCCCAGCAAGCUCUCGUCCUUGCAGGACCCCUUCUCCCGACAGCUGAGGGGGCGGCUUCAGAGGCCACGGCAUGGACCAGCGGGAGCCGCCUCAACCACCCGCUCCUGAAGAAAACGACGUGCAGUACGAUCCCAAUAACAAUGAGGAGGACGAGGGGGAACAGUUCGACUUUGACAGUGGAGACGAAAUCCCAGAAGCCGACAGACAGGCCCCCUCCGCGCCUGGCGCAGGGACCUCGGCUGUGGAGGAGGCGGCCUCCCCGCCAGGAGGGGAAGACGGAACCACAGGGGACAGCAUCGCUGCAGCAGAACCUGUUCAACUCAUGGUCCCGGUGAAAGUGAACCCGUAUUCCGUUAUCGACAUCUCGCCGUUCCAAGAAGAUCCCCCGCCAAACCCAGACGGCAGCGUGGAGGAGGAGGGUGCGGGUCUGGUGGUGCCCAGCGGGUACGCGGUGCCCGUGCCCUGCGGCUACGCCGUCCCCUCGAGCCUGCCCCUGCUCCUGCCCGCCUACUCCAGCCCGGUCACCGUGCGCGCAGUGUCGCUAGACGAGGAAGAGACACCAGAAGUCACAGAAGACCAGCAGUCUAAUUCUCUAAGCUCCGAGGACCCUCCAAACAGUGAGGACCACGCGGGCAGAGACGGCAGCACGCUGGCACAGUGGGCAGCGGAUCCGGCCAACACAGCCUGGAUGGAGAGGUUUGAGGUCCCCCUUUCUGUGGCAGACCCCGAGGAGGCCAUCUACGACGACGUCCCGAGGGAGAACUCCGACUCCGAGCCAGAUGAGACGCUUUACGACGACGUGGAGAACGGGGACGAGGGCGGCAACAGCUCCCUGGAGUACGGCUGGAGCUCGAGCGAGUUCGAGAGCUACGAGGAGCAGAGCGACUCCGAGGGCAAGAACGGGAUGCCCAGGUCCUUCCUGCGCGGCCACCACAAAAAGCAACUGUCCCACGACCUGAGCCGGCUCAAGGAGCACUAUGAGAGGAAGGUGAGGGAGCUGAUGGCCAGCGCCGUGGGCGCCGUGGAGCUCCAGCAGCUGAGGCAGAAGCAGGAGCUGAAGAUGCAGAAGCUCAUGAGGGCAGCCAGGGAGGGCACCAAGGACGGGCUGGAGAAGACCAAGGCGGCCGUGAAGAGGGGCCGCUCCUUCAUCAGGACCAAGUCUCUCGUCUCGCAAGACCACAGGUCCUGUCUGGAGGAGGAGCAGAACCUGUUCAUCGAGGUGGACUGCAGGCACCCGGACGCCGUGCUGACGCCCAUGCCUGAGGGUCUGUCCCAGCAGCAGGUGGUGAGAAGAUACAUCCUGGGCUCCGUUGUUGACAGCGAAAAGAACUACGUGGAUGCCCUGAAGAGGAUUUUGGAGCAAUACGAGAAGCCGCUGUCGGAGACGGAGCCGCGGGUGCUGAGCGAGCGGAAGCUGAGGACAGUGUUCUACCGCGUCCGCGAGAUCCUGCAGUGCCACUCGCUGUUCCAGAUGGCGCUGGCCAGCCGUGUGGCCGAGUGGGACUCCGUGGAGAUGAUCGGGGACGUCUUCGUGGCUUCGUUCUCCAAGUCCAUGGUCCUGGACGCCUACAGCGAGUACGUGAACAACUUCAGCACAGCUGUGGCCGUGCUCAAGAAGACGUGCGCCACCAAGCCCGCCUUCCUGGAGUUUCUGAAGCAGUGCCAGGAGGCCAGCCCCGACCGGAUCACGCUCUACAGCCUGCUGAUGCGGCCCAUCCAGCGCUUCCCGCAGUUCAUCCUCCUGCUCCAGGACAUGCUGAAGAACACGCCCAAGGGACACCCGGACAGGCUGCCCAUCCAGAUGGCCCUGACGGAGCUGGAGACGUUGGCGGAGAAGCUGAAUGAAAGGAAAAGAGACGCCGACCAGCGCUGUGAGAUCAAGCAGAUAGCGAAAGCCAUCAAUGAAAGAUACCUGAACAAGCUUCUCAGCAGCGGAAACCGAUACCUCAUCAGAUCCGAUGACAUGAUAGAAACGGUUUUCAACGACAGGGGAGAAGUCAUCAAGACCAAAGAGCGCCGCCUCUUCAUGCUGAACGACGUGCUGAUGUGCACCACCGUCAGCUCCCGCUCCUUGCAGGAGAGCAGCGCCGUGGCCAGCCAGAGGUACCUGCUCAAGUGGAGCGUCCCCCUGGGCCACGUGGAGGUGAUGGAGCACCGCGCCAGCCACGGCGCGGGCGAGCAUGGCAGGUUCCCCAUCGCACACCCGCCCGAGAGCCUGGCGGUGGGUGCCAACGUGAAGCCACACAAAGUUUACAUGGGGCCGGGACAGCUGUAUCAAGAUUUACAGAACCUGUUGUACGACUUAAAUGUCGUUGGUCAAAUCAGCCAGCUGAUAGGAAGCCUUAAGGGACACUACCAGAACUUAAACCAGUCAGUAGCCCAUGAUUGGACCUCAGGUUUACAAAGACUUAUUCUGAAGAAAGAAGAGGAGAUCAGAGCUGCGGACUGCUGCAGAAUCCAGUUACAGCUCCCAGGGAAGCAGGACAAGUCCGGGCGACCCACCUUCUUCACGGCUGUCUUCAACACCUUUACCCCCGCCAUCAAAGAAUCCUGGACCAAUAGCCUGCAGACGGCCAAACUUGCCCUUGAGGAGGAGAACCACCUGGGCUGGUUCUGCGUGGAGGACGAAGGGAAUCAGAUUAAGAAGGAGAGGCACCCUCUGCUCGUGGGACACAUGCCCGUGAUGGUGGCCAAGCAGCAGGAGUUCAAGAUCGAGUGCGCCACCUACAACCCCGAGCCCUGCCUGAGCAAGGACGGUCAGCCGGACUCCUCCACAGCGCACGGCUUCCUGUGGAUCGGGAGCUGCACCAACCAGAUGGGCCAGAUCGCCAUCGUCUCGUUUCAAAACUCCGGCCCCAAGGUCAUCGAGUGCUUCAACGUGGAGUCCCGCAUCCUGUGCAUGGUGUACAUCCCGGCCGAGGAGGAGCGCAGAGAGCCCGGCCCCGCCUGGGACCCCGAGCCCCCCGCCUCGAGGGCUGGCGACACCCCCACCGUCUGCGUAGGGGCGGAGGAGGGAAGCAUCUCCGUGUACAAAAGCAGCCAAGGCUCCAAGAAAGUGAGGCUCCAGCACUUCUUCGCGCCCGAGAGGUCCACAGUCAUGAGCCUGGCGGGCUCGCCGUGCAGUCUGUACGCAGGCCUGGUGGACGGCGCGGUGGCCGGCUACGCCAGAGCCGCAGAUGGAACCUGGAAUUCCGAACCUCAGAAAGUGAUAAAACUCGGCGUCCUCCCGGUCAGAAGUCUGCUGCUGGUGGAAGACACGCUCUGGGCGGCCUCCGGGGGCCAGGUGUUCAUCAUCGGGGUUGCGACGCUUGCUGUGGAGAACCAGCUGGAGGCACACCAGGAGGAGGGCAUGGUGAUCUCGCACAUGGCCGUGGCCGGCGUCGGGAUCUGGAUCGCCUUCACCUCGGGCUCCACACUCCGCCUCUUCCACACCGAGACACUGGAGCACCUGCAGGAUGUCAACAUCGCCGCGCCCGUGCACAACCUGCUGCCAGAAAACCAAAACAGCUUGCUCCCUCUGGCUUGGAAAGUGUGCCGCCGCUCUGCGGCGGGGCGGGCGUGUCCUGAGCACGUGCUGUGGAGCGAAUGUCUGCUGCAGGGCUCGCCCUGGCUGUUGGGAGGAACCCAAGUCACAUCAGCGGAUUGCCGGAGCACGGCCCGGCCCGGCCCGGCCCGGCCCGGGAGUGCCGAGCGCUCCAAGCUCCCCGUGCGGCGGCAGGCGAGGAGGCUGCUUUGAGGAAGCAGUGUCUGAGCUGCCCUGGUGCAGGCCGCCCCCAACGCCCAGGCCGGGCAGCCCCCAGUUGCCGUGUUUCCGGAGCUCUGAGCCAGCCAACCAAAAUGCAGUGGCCACCCCAGGACCCUUGGUAUUUAUUUAACCCUCUCCACUUGUGAUCAGAAAGAAACUCGUAAGGGGAAGGGAAGGCAAGCACACAUGGUGGAGCUUGUACUUGACAAUACCAAGCAGCACUCAAGGCCCAGGCUGCAAGGACAGAGCAGGGCAGGCACAGCUGCGCUCGGGGGCCCUGUCCCCACUGUGGCCUCCCCGAUGUCGUCUUUGACUUGCUCCCGUGCAAGAGACAGGCAUGAUCACCGGCGUCCCUCUGGGCACAGACCCAGGCGGGCUCACACGCCGACCGGUCCGCCCACCACUGGGACCAGAAGCAGCAUGCAGGAGACCUCGGCCUGGGCCAGCCCUGCCCUCUGGUAGAGCCAGCACUUAGCGGCAGCGGCAGUUUCAACAGCGAAGUUGUCUGCGGCUGAUCUGCCGAGUGCGAUCAUCACGCUGUUGCUGUUGCUGGAAUAUAAAAUUAAAGCAGGUUCUGCAAAUGAAGACCUGCCAAGCCAAAAAGAACAGAACUUGAAAAGGAAAGAAAUGACACUCUAACUCCCACCUUCUUUUACAAGUUGACAAAACUCGAUUCAGUCUUUUCCCCUCCUCAGAGUUCUCAGACGCUCGAACCUACAGCUAAAUGCAGGGUCUUUUCCUCCUGUUGGGAAUUCACUUCUGAAAACGAUUAGCUCGAGUUCUUUCACAUAAACCACGUAAAAUCUGACACAGGCCAACAACCGGUGGUGAACCAUUCUGUGAUCAACGCACGCGUUUUUAGCGGAGUCGCUGAAGCUCUAAGUUGCAAAGGAGCAGAGUUCAUAGCCAGUGAGUUGAAAGGGCUGCAUCCGUUCCCAGCUGUGACAGCCGAGAGUCAACUCCUCGCUGGUGCAGAUGUUUCCUGCUCUGUCCAGAAGGCCACAGGUGGAGUUGCUGUGGAAAAGUUGGAGACCCCGUUAAAUGCAGCCUCCGUGACCUGUUGAGCGAGUGUGGGGCCUCCGGAAGGCCUGGCCAAGUGAGCUGCAGUCUGGCUCUUAAGAAAAGCAAGUGACCUUCUGAACACCUAGACCACACUGUGAGGACUGAGGACGCUGAGUUAAGGAACAAGGUUGGGGACUUGGGUGCCCCCUCCUCUCCUGGCCUCGGCGUCCUCCGGGGCUCGCCAGUGGCCUGUCCCUGCUCUGUCCAGAGGUUUAAGUUAUGGGGUGAAAAGGCGGAGAGCGGAUCCCCUUGUAGCUUUUCCUGCCAUGCUUUGAGGACCUGCUUGCUGCCGCCUUUCCCCGUCCUGCGGCGAGUUUAUCGGAAGCGCUGCAUUAACCCAGCCGUGCAGCUCACGCCCGCGCCUCCGGGUCCGCGCUGUGCCCGGAGCGCGUCUGCUCUCUGCGCGUCAGCUGCGCGUGCAGAGACAAGAGCACGCCCUCGGUCCCCGCUUUGCGUUUGUAACCCAUCUGUAAACUCUCCCUGCGGCUUGUCCUGCGCCCCUGCGUCACCUGCCUCCCGCCCCCUAGGAGGCCCCGCAGCAUCGUGCGCGAUCGCCGCUGGCGCUUCUGGACGGACACCCGUGCGGCUCACAGUCCCGCAUCCUCCGCGGCUGGAAACUGUCGGCCGUGAUUGUGUCCGCUGGGCUUUCCUGUGUGAAGUUAAAGGUGCAUCGUAGACAACCCUGAAAAUGGAAUUUAAAAAUUCCCUGGAGCUGUAUCAUUUUCUUUAGUUUCUGAGCGUGUUAGCAAAAUUAACAUCUGGGUUUUGCAGUGGCGCAAGAGCUGGCUCCACAGGAGCCUCCCCGCCUUUCACGCGCUUGCUCCCGCAGGCGACCUUCUGUGACCCAAGCUGUUCCUAUCGUGCGACCUCUCUAGAAAGACCCCAUUCUGAGGAAGGAGUUUAUCCACAGAGGCUCUAGAAGGUUCCCCAGAUUCUGCUACACAUGAGUUAGGUAUAAAAUCUGGGGACGUGAUGAAAAUCGAGAUUUCCUGGAAUCUGUUGUUUACGUGCAAAGGGAGGGGGGAAAAUUUAUCAGGAGAAUAAAUGAUCAUUUUCAAAGUGUGUUUCUGAAUGAAAAUGAGUAGCAAUGUUUCAUCCCUCCUAAUUUGGCAGUGAGUUUUCUCCCACGUUUUUGUUAGCAGCUGGAAAUACUUAAGGGUCCUGUCUCUGGGAUGAAAUUACAUUAUAAAGAUCUGUCUUAUCAACGGAAAAAAGCCAAAGUUCGUAAAAUAAUUUAAAGAGAUUUAUUCUGAGCCAAAUUUGAGGACCAUGACCCAGAGCCACACUCAAGAAGCCUUGAGCAGUGGACUCAGUGUUGCUGGGUUAUGGUUUGGUUUUAUACAUUUCAGGGAGACAGGGUUACAGGUAAAGUCAUAAGUCAAUACGUGGGAGGCAUACAUUGG
Messenger RNA from Microcebus murinus (gray mouse lemur), 6359 nucleotides. The record is from RefSeq and is a predicted model, not a curated record. Lineage: Eukaryota; Metazoa; Chordata; Mammalia; Primates; Cheirogaleidae.